Molecule: messenger RNA, 2486 nt
Organism: Myzus persicae (green peach aphid)
Lineage: Eukaryota; Metazoa; Arthropoda; Insecta; Hemiptera; Aphididae
Product: piggyBac transposable element-derived protein 3-like
Exons: 2
Coding region: 339-2453 (704 amino acids)
Source: RefSeq, a predicted model, not a curated record
UAGGUACAUGAAAAGAUGAACCAUCAUCAUUGAAAACAUUUUUAACCCUAAACUUGGCGAUGUAUCUUUUAAGAUACAUCAUAUAAGAACUAUAAUUUUAUCGUAAAUAUAAAAUAUAUUAUAUUGACCAUUAUAUUUUAUAAUGUCUUUGGAAGUCCACUAUCAUUAUUGUUACCAAUUUACAGCUUUCCGCGCCAUACAUUAUCUAUUAUGCUUUAUCUAAAAAUGUACUAUCAGUUGUUUUAAUAAUUUGAGCUGCUGACUCAUUUUUAUCUCAUUUAAUCCAUAGCUUUAAAGCCGUUCUGAUUCAAAAUAAUUAUUGAAACUUCUUCAGAGAAAUGCAUCGUAACGUUUCAAGUAGAACAAAAAAGAUGAUGAUGGCUGUAUUGCCACCCUUAGAUUCAGAAAGUUCUGAUAGUGAAGAAGAGUUAGAAGUACCUAUUCCAAAAAUUGAUAACACACAUUUAUCUGACCCCGAUUGUGAUAGUAAUAGUGAUACAUCAAGUGCCCCUACAGUUCGGGACCUUGAAGAAAUUAUAAAAAAUUUAGACGAUUUACCAAUUUACGAUGAUGCUGGGGUAAAUUUAGAUACUUAUUUUUACCCAGAACAAAAUUUUUUACAAAGCAAUGACAUUUUACCAUUAGAUUUGUGCCCCAUACCUGAAAAUUUAUGUACAUCUGCUGAACCAGUAAAUAUGUGUAAUCAAGAUAGUAAUAAUUUAAUUUUAUCAAGUACGCCAAUAUCUAUUAUAUCUCCCAAUUCUCAUUUGUCCCAUAACUCAACAGCAUCAUCUUCUGGACCUAGAAAGUCAGUUAGAUUAGCUGAACGUGUAGAUUCGUUUGAUUCAGUUCCAUCAUCCUUUGUACAAUCCGUGGAACCUCCGAAAAUUAUUUCUACUUCUUCAAACAAAAAAAAACAAAAGAUGACUUUUAAGUGGUCAAAUAAUUUCAAGUAUCCUGUAGAUAUUCCUUCUAAUGUGUUUAAAAAUAAACCAGAUAAUGUACUGGCUCCCAUUGAAUAUUUUUCUUUAUUUUUUAAGCCAGAAAUAUUUAAUAUAAUUGUAGAAAAUACGAAUUUGUAUGGAAGUCAAAAAUCUAUACCCAUCGACACCGAUGUAAAUGAAAUAAAACAUUUUAUUGGAAUACAAUUAAUCAUGGGUAUUGUUUCUAUGCCAGCAUAUACAGAUUAUUGGUCAAUAAAUUUUAGAUACAAUAAGAUUGCUGAUGUGAUGAACUUGAAAAGAUUUCAAUUAUUACGCCGAAAUUUACAUUUUGUAGACAAUUCGUUAUUAAAUACCGAAGAUCGUUAUUAUAAAGUUAGGCCAAUUUUGGAACACGUAAGGAAAAAUUGUUUGGAAAUUGAUCAAGGGUCCCAAUUUUCUAUAGAUGAAAUGAUGAUUCCCUAUAAAGGGAUUAAAGCGGGUACGAGAAGGCAAUAUAUAAAAAAUAAGCCGAAAAAAUGGGGAUUCAAAAUGUUUGUCCGAUCGGGAAUAGAUGGUUUUGUGUAUGAUUUUUUACCUUAUGGCGGUGAAAAUACAUUCCAUCGAACAUCAUUCACAGAAUACGAAAAUAUGUAUUUUGGUUUAGGCCAAAAAGUAAUUAUUGAGUUAUGCAAAUCUAUUCCCAGUAAACCACUUAGUGUAGUAUGUUUUGAUAACUGGUUUACUUCCUUAGAACUUGUAACAUAUUUAAGAAAAUCAUUUGGCAUUCUUAGUCUUGGCACAAUUCAACAAAACCGUUUACGUGGUUGUAAUAUUAUAGCAGAUAAACCACUAUUAAAAAAAGGAAGAGGAAGCUAUGAAACAAAAUCUGACAAUAAAAAUAAAAUUUCAGUAGUAAAAUGGGCCGAUAACAAAUGCGUCACUAUAGUUAAUUCAUAUAUUUCAACAUCAGCACCUUCAGAAACUGUUAGUCGAUAUGAUAAAAAUAAAAAGGAAAGAGUUAAUGUGAAAUGCCCAAAAGUAAUCAAGGAAUACAAUUCUCAUAUGGGUGGUGUAGAUCUGGCAGACAUGUUCGUUUCAUUGUACCGUACAGGUAUUAAAUCGCACAGGUGGUAUCUUGCAAUUUUUUCACAGCUUCUGGACAUUGGUGUCAAUAACGCAUGGCUUUUAUAUAGAAGACAUUAUUCACAAUUGAAUAAUAACCAACAAGGAACCUUACAACUUAAACAUUUCCGAUAUGAAAUCGCAAAAUCACUUCUAGCGCAAUCAAGUAUUGGUCGACCAUCAACUAACCUAAUAUUAUCAAAACGUAAACGCAAAGCCAUGCCAAUAGAGGCCCCACCAAAAGAAAGUCGUUUGGAUAAUAUAGAUCAUUUUCCAAUUUAUAAUACCAAAGGACGUUGUACAUACUGUACUAAAGGUCAAACGGUUUUUAGUUGUUCUAAGUGUUCAUUAAGAUUAUGCUUAACAAAAGAAAGAAAUUGUUUUUAUUCAUUUCACAAGGCUGAAUAAAGAUAUGUUAAUAUUGUUUUUUUCUUAUAUUAA